Molecule: messenger RNA, 1520 nt
Organism: Drosophila simulans
Lineage: Eukaryota; Metazoa; Arthropoda; Insecta; Diptera; Drosophilidae
Product: outer dynein arm-docking complex subunit 4
Exons: 2
Coding region: 173-1405 (410 amino acids)
Cellular component (GO): cytoplasm
Molecular function (GO): protein binding
Source: RefSeq, a predicted model, not a curated record
UGUUUUGUUAUCGAUUGCUAACCCAUUUGGAGGCGCCAGUUUCCUGGCAACAGCCCAUUAUAGCGCCAAUCAAUCGGCGAGUGAAUUGGUCAGAAGUUAGGUUUUCGAACAUUUCUCCCAUCGUCGGACGUUGAAGAUUCUUCCCAGCGAUUACCAAGGGUAUUGUAAGGAUAUGUCGAACGUGCUGAACACCAUCCUUGCUGUGGACAAGGAGCAGGAAUUGCUGCAAAGCUUCAUACGAACCGGAGCAGCGGCGGAGGAGGAGUCGCAGGACGAGACCAAUCGGCGGUCCAAGGGUCGCUCCCACAAGCCUCCCAUCUGGGAGAGGCGUGAGUCCACGGAUCGGGGCGGACGCGGUGCUGGACGGGAUGGAAAGCAGGGGGAUGACGGAGGUGCUGGAGGAGGAGCAGGAGGCGACGCUGCGGGCGGCAAGCGUGGCAAUCGCAUUGAGGCCGAACUCAGGGCCGCACGCAAAAAGAUCGAGGAGCAAAUCGCCAAGAAGAAGAAGCCCAAGGAGAACUUCGUCGACUUCUACACGGACAAGGAUCGGGCGGCAGCGGUCAGCGCUGGAGCAUUUGACAUCAAGCAGAGUCUCCAGAUCAAGCAGAAGCAGGACCGCAACGAGGCACUGCUCAUCCCGGACGAGGCGGACAUCAGUUCGGUGAUCGCACUGGGGCUCAAGGAGAUCAAGAAUGCCAAUCCCGAGAACGCGAUACACUUUUUUUGCAAGGCUCUCGAGCUGAAUAGCACCGACAUCAACGCUUUGAUUUCGCGUAGCAAGUGCUACUUGUUGCUGGGCGAGGCUUCCAAGGCGCUGCAGGAUGCGGAGACGGCUCUGGGGGAGGACAAGAACAACAUUCGAGCCAUCUACCAGAAGGCUGAGUCGCUGUACUACCUCGGGCAGUUCGAGCAGAGCUUGAUGUUCUUCCAUCGCGGGCUGAGGGCUCGCCCGGAACUGGCUUUGUUUCGCCUGGGCGUGCAGAAAACGCAGGAGGCCAUCGAGAACACCAUCGGCAGCAAGCCGGGUCCACCAGGACCAACAGCAUCUGUUCCCAAGAGCGGAAAGUCGCGGAAGUCCGGCGAGGAUACACCAAAAUCCCAGGCGGCGGGAGCAACGGGAACCAGUGCCAGGACGCGCCAGAAACCCAGUCGAGCGGAUCUGGAACGACGCAACGCCCGCAAGCUGCUGGGCGAACUGUGCGUGGACAAGGAGUACCUGGAGAAGUUGCUACUCCAUCCGGAUUUGGUCCGCGCGGACACACACACGGAGAGCAUCUCCGCCUACGCCCGCGAGGCGGUGGAGUUUCUCAACAAACGGCAGGAGUUCUGGCGCCAACAGCGUCCCUGCACGGCGCUGCCCAAUCAUAAGAACCUGCCCCAUGACGCUCUGCCCAAGUGGUUCUAGUGGUUCCAGCUGCCCAAUUCUACUGACUUGUUCAGCUUCCGGUGUUAAGUUUCGGUUUGAAUUGAGUUGGCUUGAUGAGCUGGUAUUGAAUAAAUAAAUCAAUUAAUUACGAAAA